Megalopta genalis is the source of this 8297-nucleotide messenger RNA. NCBI's taxonomy places the organism in Eukaryota, Metazoa, Arthropoda, Insecta, Hymenoptera, Halictidae. The record is from RefSeq and is a predicted model, not a curated record.
AUCGGUACAAAACUGAUGGACUAGCUUCAAACAUAAUGCCAACAUCAGUAUACAAAUUAUUAGUGAUUAUGAAUUAUAAUUUCCAAUUCUUUAUUCGCAUAGCAAAUACACGUUACAUCCAUUUCCAAAUUAUAUUGAUUACAGGAAUUUGCCAUCAUUCAAUUUCGCAUAUAAUUUCUAAUAUUUCGCACUGACUUCGCGGCACGCGAUUUUCUGUGUCUGUACAUUAAUUUUGAGAUUUCGCCGAUUCAGACGAUGGAAACUAGGAACAAUGAACUCUGUGUUCAAUAAUAAUCAUCCCGACGCCGCGUGGUAGUUUAGCCGCUUAUACGUUCGUCGUAUAGAAUUUCAUGAAGUUUCUUCGAUCGCGAACGUGUGUCCGUUGUGUGUCACUGUUCCAAGGGUGUUUUGUAUUACCGUGUAUAAUGGAAUGGAAAUAAAUCCCGCCGCUUGUAUACGUUCCACGUGCUUAAUGUUAUUGUCGCAUUGAAUUUACGAUUCGUCGAGCGGCCCCACGAUGCCUCAGUGUUUUCUUUCCUAGUGUAGGCCAACGACAUUUAAAUAACAAUCAUAAUGGUGUUCAGCUGCAUCUGCAGUUAAAUUGUUUAGCGGCUGCGCGUGUAAUUAUGAAAAUUGAUCGUGCACAUUCGUUGAAUUAAACAGCCGUAAAAAGAUCAAUUAAACGCGAGCCGUUCAUAUUUUCACUAUAAAACGUACGCUUUUAAUAUUUUAGGCCCUCUCUCCGUAUCGGUCGUUGAACACACUGCGCAAACACGUAAUCAAGUUUUAUGAAAAAUCACGCGCCGAUCUGUCUACCGGGGAAGUGUUGUUUCGAUGACAAUUAAUUCGAACGGGAUAUUGUUCUCCAAUAUUGUUGUUCUCCGUUGCAUCCGGUCGAUCGAAAAUGCCAAUUUGUUGCAGGCCAAUUUAAAACGCGCGCUUCGGAAAAUUUUAAUCCCCGUUGCGAUUAUCGAUCUAUCGGUACGUAUCGGUGGUUUCAUUUUUUUUUCGUAAUGAAAUCAAUCUCCACAGCAGUGUAAAUAAUCGUCGUGCCAAAAUCCUGCUGGGCAAAAAGUGCAAAUGUGAGGCGAACAAUUUCUUCGUUUGCCAGGCGCGUGUACAGUGAGACGUCGGAAAAUGUUCGAAACAUAGGAUGCCGAGUGUGUGCGUGAAAUCGGAAGCAUCGGUGAGACGAUGUAGUGUCGUGCGACGUAUGAAUAGGAACCUGUGAAACGUGCAAGUCUGUUUGAAAUUAACGUGGCCACCGGUUCUGUGAAAAAUAUUGGAAACCGUGACGACCAGAUGGGAAGUGAUGUCUACCUAUUAUGGCAGAACCGUUCUCGAAGAGAUUCGUCACAGCUAAGUACAUGGGUUCGUUUCCUGUGGCGAUUCCCGACAUUGCCAGCCGUGCUGAAUACGUUCGCUCCCAACUGGAGACUCUCAGAUACAGCGAUCGGUCUACUCCAGUUCUUCUGAUAGUCUCGCUAGCGGGUAUCAAAGUAUGCAGUCCAGAUGGAAAAUGCGUGCAAAUGGCGCACGCGUUAAGGCGCAUCUCGUACGCAACCUGUGAACCCCAGCACGCACAAUUCAGUUUUCUCGCCCGAGAGCCUAGAGCGCACUUCAGCAUACAAUAUUGCCAUUCCUUCAUUACCAAUUCUGCAGAACAGGCCGAGGAGUUGAACACCCUUGUCGGCAAUGCUUUUCGUAUGGCAUACGUGGCGCAACUCCAGCGCCAACCGAUCCUUCAGGAUGUGAUCUCACCGCAGUCAUCGCCACCCUAUCGCAAAGACAAACAGGAGACCCGGUCCUCGUGGAACAAAUCGCUGGCUGGCGACAGUUCGAUCGCCGGCGUGGGAGGUGGUUGCAGAAAUUCAUCCUCGAAUUCGUGGCUGAAAAGUCGAACGUCGCCCACGUCCAGAACUGGAAGCGGUUCGUCUACGGCGGACAUGAACGUACAGCUCGGCAGCGCUGGCUCGCCCACGCUGCGACUCGCCAGCGUGAAGACGCCUAAUACGAUUCCUGGUCUACGACCGGCGCACAACUUCACGAACGUUCUCGGGCCCAUAACGAACGAGGACGAGCCAAAGAGUAUCUCUCAGCAAAGUACACCGAGCAGCGACGAGAGCAACUCACCGACACAACUUAACUCGUACAAGAGGCUAACGGACAAGCCGGCUCGGAUAAAGCAGUUGGCGAUGGGUUGGACAGGUGGACGUGACGUUCAUGGAUUGAACGGUGAGGAUGACAGCUGCCCCCUCGUCAGUGGUAGUAGCACGCCGACGAGCCCCUCGAACAGGCCGCAUUCUGGGGGUUACAUAAACGAGGCUAUCAUCGACUCGGAGGGCACCAGGCCGAACUACAACAAAAUACCCCCCUCCGAGAGCCUCGACAACACUAUUAAUGCAUCCAUUACCGCGAAGAAUUUCAACAUCGAGAACAACAGGAUAGGACACAAUUCUCCAAGUUCGGGGACGGAGACAGAAUUUAAAUCAAAAAGAAGAUCUCAGAUUAGUACCUCGAGCAGUUCGGUACCUGCUGACGGAAGUACACAUGGAUCGACACCAACACCACCACCUUUGCCAGAGAGAACAGACAGCCUGAACAAUCGCAGCGAGGAAGCCGAACUGCGUAAAGCCCCGUGGUUCCAAGCUGGAAUACCAAGGGAAAUAACGCUGGAAGUGUUGAGCCAAGAACCGGAAGGAGCGUUCAUGGUGCGCGAGAGCACCAGUAAACCCGGAUGUUAUGCCCUUUCGCUUCGAGUGCCGCGCGAAUUCCAGCCAAGCGGAAUAGCCCAUUAUCUUAUAAAGCGUACGAACAAAGGCUACAAAAUCAAGGGCUUCACAAAGGAGUUCACGACACUGACUGCCCUAAUUACUCACCACUCGGUGAUGCCAGAAUUACUGCCGUGCCCAUUGUCAUUAAGCCGGUACAACCCCAGCUUCGUGAAAAGCGAUUCGAACAAAGAUUUCGCGGACAUCGAUUCGGAUCCCGAUUACAAUACCCUCGCCGACUUCCGCAAGAUGAUGGCCGACUUGAACGUUUAGAAUGAACCGGAGAAUCGAGCCGAUCCGACCGGUGUUUCAUUCCUUGCGAAACCUCUCGUUCUUCGCGGUUUCAUGCGACCGAGGCGAAUUCAUUCCGAGAUAACAGACUGAAUUGCGCUUUAAAUUGAAAACAAAAGAAAUAGAAGAAAUAUACGAACGUGCACACGAUUGCACGAGGAACAAUGAGAGAUCACAAGACCGUGAUCCCGUCUUGGAUACCGCGCCGUUUUGUGUCCGAGCAUACUUAUCAAGGAACAAAGGAAUUUCUUGAUCGAAGAUGAGAAACGACACGCGACCGAGAAACGUUCUACGGUAGUGCCCGCUGAAUGGACGCUGUUUAUCACGCUGCGCGUUCCAACGCAUUUUAUUUAAUGACUCUGAGCUUCGUUUCUAUUCUAUGUUUGAUAUUGUUUGAUAUUUGAAUUUGAGAAGGUAAUAGAAAAUAUAUAGUGGACAGUUUGUUGAGGACAAAAUAUUUUUGGAAUUAGCAAUUGUCAGCGUUCAGUAUUCAUGACGGAAACUUAAUUUUAAAAUAAAAAGUAGCAUUACUUUUAAUUAUUAAAUUUAAUUCUUAUUUAAAGACAGCAUUGUCUAACAACGCUACCUUAAAGCUGGGUAUCUUUUAAUGAAAACUAUAUUGGAAGUAGCAAUUGAAAUACAUUUAUUUGAAUUGAAGUUUCACUAAACUGAAUUUCGAUUUCAAAUAAAUUGACAUGUAAUUAAAGUCGGUUUCAAAUGAAUUGACAUGCAAUUAAACUCGAUUUCAAAUGAAUUGACAUGUAAUUAAACUCGAUUUCAAAUGAAUUGACAUGUAAUUAAACUCGAUUUCAAAUGUGAAUUGAAAUAUCAUUAAACUCGAUUUCAAAUUAAUUGAAAUAUCUGGAAACACGAUUUCAAAUUAAUUGAAAUAUCAUUAAACACGAUUUCAAAUUAAUUGAAAUGUAAUUAAACUCGAUUUCGACGCUAUUGACAUUUAAUUAAUCGCCCGUUUCAUUUAAGCAAGAUAUUUAAAUCCGCGAGCUUUUGGGAACUUGACCGUUUCUUCUAAAUUAAAUCUCAAGUAAAAAUUUAUGAGAAUAUUGGUCACGAAACUGCGCCGAAUUUGUGACUAUUAAGCGGGCACUGCUGUAUUUUCUCUUAAGUGACACGCGAGAGUAUAUAAGAUAAAAAAUUUAACGAUCGCUACUAUUAACGGUAGCGACAGCGAAUCAAAAAUCGAUCAUAAUCGAAUCAUAAUCUUUUCCAAAGAAAACCGUACUCCAUCUAAUAGAAAAAAGUUUUCAGUUUUAUUAUAUUUCGAAUCUACAACACAUAAACAAAGUUUUCUAUUACCAUCAAACAAAAAUAAUUCCUGUUUUCAUUAUUCAAUACUAGAAUGCUAAUUUCAUACACAUUGAUAAUACAAAUAUGACUGGACUCAUUCAAGAACUGAACGCACUAAAAAUAUUCAGAAACAUUAUAACAUUAGUUUUAUCCUGUUCAUACUGUUUAAAGAAGAAAUAUAGUUCCAUUCAACUUCCGUUUCUCACGACGAGACUACAUUUUAUACAAAACUGUAAAAGCAUUAGAAGAAUGUAGGAAUUUUAUCAAAUCGUGUUCGACUUAUUAAACUUGUUACAAGUAGCUUACUUUUGCGCAAAACAAGAUUUUUCGUUAUUUCUAACUGACGUGGCCAUGUUCUUAUAUUCUUUUGAUGUUUCAUUAUCAUGAUUCUGAUUCUUGCAAUCAAUUUGGAGAUCCACAGUCUACCUACAACUCGGAAAAUUUCCAUUUUAUAUUGUAGAAUUUUAGUAUUAUAACAAAGCCCGAGAACCUGUAUAAUGAACGUCGAAAAUGAUCCCGAAAAUAAUAGCAUACUUUUUGAACAAUUAAACUCUUCAGUCACGCUUUCCACGCUCGAGGAAUGAUUGCUUGAGACGACUACGAUAUUACCAGCACCAUCGAAAUCAAAAAUGCAGAUCAACGUUUCGGUAAUUGUCGACGUGUGAAGGUCACGGGACGCCAGCUCUGCGGAAUCAAAUGAUCGAACAAUCGACUAGUUUGCUGUAGUUUUUUCUGCGAGACGAAUCGUUAACGUAAGAACGAGAUGAGUAUAUAUUUUGUAAUGUUAUUGCGACUGUCUUCGGUGUAGAUUUCGUUUCGAACCGACCGGUGAGAAAUUGAUUGGCGUUACAGAGCAUGAUCGAAUCUCGUUUCGAAACGAAGUUUUCGUCGGUAGCGUAACCGGCGAUCGUAAUCGAGAAAUGAAAUCUUGAAAGUCUGCCGGCAAAGUGUUGCCGAUCAAGAGUAGCGUAUUGAAUCGAUACACGAUUUUUAAUUAGACGCAUACGUCGGCGAUUAGGUGUGAUUUUCGAUCGAUCGAAGAGAGACAGAAUGAAAGAGAGAGAGAGAACGGUUCCCGGGAUUCAUUAACGUUUCACGCGACUAUAACAGCGUGUUCGGAAAAAAAUUGAUGUACAUGUGUUUAUAUGUAUAUAAAUUAUAAUUAUUGUUCUACCAUACUACUUAUAUUUAAUUGAGAGAACUCGGCGGCUGCGUUGCUGAGAGCUGUAUCCUUGAAACACUGGCGCAUAGUGCUCGGAAACCGCAGAAACGGAAAAUUUAAUACCGACAGAAAAUAUAUUAUUUAUUGUUAGCAGAACGAUUUCACAGUUUUUCCGCAAUGAUUUUAAUUCGCAAUUAAAUUCUGAGUAUAUCAUAUCUUCAACGCCUUUCAAUUGCAAUUAUAAUUCUAAGCGAAUUAGGGUAUAAUUGUUGGGAUUCUACUAUACCUGUAAUUAGACUGCAGAUCUUCGCGCAAAUUCUCAUUUUUGUACGUCAUUUCAAAUAUCAGAAUUAAAUAAAAAACGUUCAGUAAAAAGAAAAUAAAAAUGCUUUCAGACUUCGUCGAUUCAAACGUUUUCUUGCAUUUCUAAAAUCUACACAUGCCAUGAGCAUAUAAAGAUCCGCAAUCUAACUACAACUAUGUACAUUGUCGAUUUUUAUGCAAAAUAAAAAUUGUCUGAGUAGAACGCAAUGCAGUAUUUUUAAAUUUUACAAAUGUUUUUAAUGUACUAGAUUUUUGAUUUACUAAUAAUACAUAAAUUCAUCAAAUCCGCAACGUAAUUGUAACAUAUUUUUGUUUAUUAAUUACACGGAGUGAAAACAAUAACUUCUUUGUAAUUGAAUUAGUCGACUUGAACAGUUAUGAGAAGUUAGAAGGAUUAAUUUACUAAGUGAUGUGCGCGAGAGAAAUCGUGGAAAAAUUACAAUUGAUUGAAAUUGCGGAAACGAUACUGAGAAGAGUUCGUGUGUGCCAUUUACUGGGUUUUAAUUCCUGAAAAUAACUUUCAAAGUUUUCGAAGAAUAUUCUAUUAUAGUAUAAUUCACAUUGGAUCAAGUAAAGUAUACAAUAAGUAUACAGUAACUAUGCAAUAAGAGUGACUAUAAUGUGAUAUAGUAUAACUCUUCAUUGAGUGGAUGCAUUUAUUUUCAAAACGAACUUCGUUCUGUUCGGUAGCAUUUGAAGAUUUUGUUCUUGCUUUUCCAAACACGAAUUGAAUACCUUAAGUUAUUUAAGAGUUCCUUUUGUUACGAAAAUGGCCACCUCUAACAAUUUAUUUUAUAUUAAAAAAAAAAAUGAACACUGCCAGCAAUUUUCGUUGAAUUUAAUCAAGUAAUUCAAGUAACAGAUCCUACCCCAAAAAUAUUCGUAAAUCAAAGUCUCGUUCUCGAAAUGAAAAACCAUAUUUGAAUUCUUACCUAUCCGGCUAUUGAAAUAAAUUUCGAACCGAACCGAAGACUCGACAAUUUUUUGAAAAAAAAGAUGCGCAGAAUUAUAAAAGAAUUACAAUCAGCAACGAUCAUUUCUAAAUCAUUCCGACAUCAAAAUCUGUUGCCACAGUUUCACGAAUGUUGGAAAUAAAAAUAUGCUGGUCGUUGAACAAGAUGAUGUGAGAUUAUAGUUCGCGUUUCCACGGUCCAAGAGCACUAUGCGACGAGACGAAGCGUAGAUUUCCGUGGAAUAUCAAAGCCGACAGAGAGAAUAACUUCGAAGUGGUAAUUUAAUCGGUCGACUAACCUAGUCUUGUACAGAAUUCGCGUACGCAUAGUGAAUAUUAAGGGGGAAAACAUAAGGAAAGAUAACCGUGUGCGUGUAACAGCCGAUAUCGUCUAGCAAAACGAAGGAACGUAUGCUGCUUUUUUGUAUAUCGAGGAACGUAGGAACGUGUUUCAAAGAAGAAUAUACAUACUUCGCGCGACUGCUACUUCUCGAUUUCCUAUUUUAUUUCUUCGAAUGCACGGGAGACUAAACGAAAACGAAAGACAGCAACAACAAGAACAAAUCGAACAAUUUACUUAAACGCAACUGCCAACCCCUCCACCGAACGAUACGAACGUAUUGGAUCAGAUUAUAAGAACGUCAAUUUAUCCUAUAGGAAGCAAUACGUGGGAGAGACAAGACGAGAUAACUGGUAAAUUAUGAAAUAGUAUUUUAAUAAGAAGCCCACGUGUGAAACGUGAGGUGUCGAAUUCACUGGAACACACCUGUCAUGCUACGAUUUAUUGUAUACAGUUCACCGCAAAUAGUAUUCGAUCACAUUAAUUGGUAAACGAAUUUCGCCGAGAAUUUCGCAGAUAAUAUGUUGAUCGAUGAAAAAGUAAAUCGAAGUCUAUUUUUGAGGAACGCUGUUCAAUCGAUUCAAUCGAAAAUAGAGUUCGAUCGAUUCUUUUCAUUUGUGAAGCGAAGAUUCUACGCGAAAUUCGGUGCUUAAGGUGGCUGAAUAUUUUUGUAACAACUGUGAAAGGAUUAAAAACAAAAAAAAAGAAACAAAAUGGUAAACUUGUUUGGUUUAUGGCGACCGACUCGACGGGAAACGCAUAGCAGCUAUAAUGCGGACUUCAAAAGUAAUGCGCGUGCAAACAACAAAUCGCUUAUCAUUACCUUCGAAAAAAAAACAUAAAACUGCAAAGAAUAAGAGUUCAGCAUGAUUUAGCUAGUUUAUGAGGAUUCAUUGUGCUUGGAUGAUCGAGAGCACGGUACAGAGAGGAAGUGUCUUUGUAUCGCCAAAUUAAUUAACGUCUGCUAAGGUAAAUACGCAAAGAAAACGAAUGAGAAAUUAAUUAAUCGUCGUAAUCUACGCUAAGCGAGACAUUAAUCACUGCUUGAAGUUUGUAACGGUUUACGAAUCAUUAUAGCGAUGCGUUGUAUAAUUUUAAUAAAAUUAUUUAUUACAAUAAACGAUAAAUAAAAUAAUAUAAUUUAGUCUACGA